Molecule: messenger RNA, 1656 nt
Organism: Coffea arabica (coffee)
Lineage: Eukaryota; Viridiplantae; Streptophyta; Magnoliopsida; Gentianales; Rubiaceae
Molecular function (GO): nucleic acid binding; zinc ion binding
Source: RefSeq, a predicted model, not a curated record
AUGGAGAGAAUUAGAUCAAACACUCGCAUGCCAACUCGGGAGAUUAGGCAAACAGUGCAUGAGGAGUAUCAAACCCAAAUUUCUAAAUGGGUGGCUUCUAAUGCGAGGAAAUUGGCUCUCAAAAUGAUACAGGGGUCGGCUGAACCCCAAUACAAGAAAAUUUGGGAGUAUUGUGCUGAGAUAAAAAAGACACAUGAAGGGAGUACAAUGGAGAUAAUGUUUACUCCAUUUAGAGGACCAGGGGGUAAUCCUAAAUUCAUGAGGUUAUACUGCUGUUUAGGACCACUGAAGAAGGGAUUCAAGGAUGGCUGUAGGCCAAUAAUAGGUCUGGAUGGUUGCCAUCUAAAGGGGAUUUAUAGAGGACAGUUACUAACUGCCAUUGCUGCAGACCCGAAUAAUGGAUGGUGGCCUAUUGCCUGGGCAGUUGUGGAGAGAGAAGCAACUGAGCAGUGGACUUGGUUUCUCAAAUAUUUAAGUGAGGACUUGGAAAUUGAAAAUCAGUGCCACUAUACUUUUAUAUCAGAUCAGCAAAAGGGGCUAGACAGGACACUUAGUGAAGUUCUACCUGGAUGUGAGCACAGGUACUGUGUGCAACAUAUGUACCGUAAUUUCAAGAAAAAACAUCCUGGUUUGGCUCUUAAAGAUAGGAUGUGGAAUAUAGCAUGUUGCACAACAGUGGAAAUGUACGACAAAGCAAUGGAAGAACUUCAAACUUUUGAUAAGGAUGCAUAUGAAUGGGUCAAGAAAGCUCCUCAUCCUCGACAUUGGUGCAAAGCAUUCUUUCCAACUCACGUGAAGAGUGAUAUGAUAGUGAAUAAUCUAUGCGAGUCCUUCAAUGCCCAUAUUAAAUAUGCAAGGGACCAACCUAUCAUCACAAUGUUGGAACUGAUAAGAGAAUAUCUUAUGGACAGGAUUCAAAGAAGACGAGCUGCAAUGGAGAAAUACAAGGGCUCCACUGGACCUUUAAUUAAUGAGAUUAUUCAGACUAGGAUUAUGGAGGUUAGUGGAGUUCCUUGCUGUCAUGCAAUUGCUGCUAUCUUCAUGCGAGAAGAGAAUCCUUACAACUAUCUGGAUCGUUCUUAUAGCAGAGGCCUCUUCUUCAAGAUUUAUGAGAAUGUUUUGCAGCCAAUUAGUGGCGAGAAUCAUUGGCCUUCAUCCACCAUGCCUGUGUUGGAUCCACCAAUACCAGUUACUCAACCUGGUAGGCCUAAAAAGGCCAGGAGAAGGGAUGUGUCUGAGAGGAGGGAUCAUGGUAGAAGGUUGAGGAGGAGGAUUGUCAUUCAUUGUAGAAAAUGCGGUGAGGUUGGUCAUAACACAGCUACGUGCAAGAAGCCUCCCAAUGAAGAAGCACAACAAGGUUCUAACAAGUCAUCCGAGGCUCAACCGAGUAAUCAGCAGAGGCAGCAAUCAGUAGAAAAAGAGAGGACAAAAAAGGAGCCAUCAAUGCGAGCUAUGCUUAUUUGGGUAAAGAACCCCCAUUCACAGUUGACAACUGGAGGGGGAGAUGGAGUGGAAAAGGCAGAGGCAGAGGCAGAGGCAAAGGAAGAGAAAGACAAGGUGCCAGAGGAAUGGGAGAAGGAACAACCACUAGAAGAGGAACUCAGCCAUGAUAGACCCAUUUUUUUUUAUAAACUCUUUUUGUUUUAUGCUGUGUAA